GAUCUUCGUUUUUCCUUUUCAUUAUUCCCGACACUGGAGUCUGGACCCUCUCAUCUUCAAAACUAACACAAAUCUAUACACUACAUAAUAUUAUGCCAUAUAAAUUAAAAAACCCCUAAUUUCCUUCUUCUCAAAUCUCUUAAAUCAUCACUCUUUUCCUGCAAUCCAAACAAACAAAAACUCUCUCUUUAUCUGUGACACCAACCAACCAAGCAGCAACCCCCCCCUGCAUAAAUGAUCAGAUUUUAAUAAAUCGGAGAAGGGAUAUUAAUGGAGGCUAACAUUUGUGACAUCAAUCACUUGGAUGCGGAUGUCCUCCUGCCUCCCCGGAAGCGCCUGCUUGCAGGAUUUAAGAAACAGGCAUCCAAUGCCAAUGGUGCUUCAGAUCAGCCUGCAGUGGCUUCUUCCUCUUCAUCUCCUCCUUCACCUUCACCUUCACCUUCACCUUCACCCUCACCCUCACCCUCACACUCGCCUUCUACUUCUUCAAGUGAUGUUAAUGACCAUCUUAAAAAUUUAUUGAUGAGUUCCCAUUUAUAUAACCCAAAUCUUUCUCCUGAGGAGAUUUUGGAGGCCUCAAGAGCAGCAGCUACAUCUGCUGCUAAAGCUGCUGAGGCUGCCAGAGCUGCUGCAGAGGAGAAGGCUGCAAUUGCAGCUAAAGCUGUUGCUGCAGCUAAGAAUGCAUUGGACAUGGUAGCAAAAUUUUCUGAAGACACGAUUAAUAAGGAAAGACACCUAAAAAAGAAUAAGCUCAAGAAACAUGUCCCUGUUCAACUCUUGUACAAGAAACACGAACCAAUUGAGAGUCCUAGGACAGAUGAAGAGUUAGCACGGAAGUUGCACCGAGCAAUCAACAGUUCCCCAAGAAUCUCAAAGAAUUCACCAACUUCUGAAUGGAGAGGUCAUAAACAUAAAAGGCCUAAGAUCAUGCCAACUCUUGAGAAAAAAAAAGCUUCCAAUGGGGGUAUUGUAUUGGGAGGAAGCCCGUCUUCUACAUGCAAUGGAGGUUCUAUAGCAGGUGAAAUUGAUUCUGGGGACUCAAUGGAAGAAUCAGUUAAAGCAGAGGCAAAGGGUGCUAAAUAUGAAAAAUCUGGGAAAUCAGAGUUGGAUAAUGGUGAAGCAGAAUCAAGCCAUUUGAAGGAAAAAGCUUGUGACGAUGUAACCCCUAGUAAAAAAAGGGGAAGAAUGAAGUUAAAGAGGCUGCCCUUAAGCAUUUGUUCCUUUAGGGAUCGAGUGAAUCCCAAGGAAGAUAUGAUUACUAAGAGCUCUCUAUUGACUGAAAAGAACAUGGAUAAUUCUACUGCUGCUGUUAAGACCUUUUAUUCUUUGGAGCCCUCUGAUGAUGGUGUUAUUUCAAUCGAAGGUAUGCGGAAAUGCCAGGAUUUCAAGGCCCCUGCAUGUAUCAAACAAAACAAAGUCAUGCAAUCAUAAUAUUCAAAUCCUGUUCUUGUAACAGGUUGCUUCAAGGGUUGAGGUUAAUAGCUGAGGUAGGAUUCAUAAUUUUCUUUUAUAGGAAAUUAGGAACGACUUUACUCCAUUUAUCUCUUUGCUCGUUACUGGUUUUGUAAGGAAGUUGAAUUGACAGAAUGUAUAUUUGAAUGUUCAAUUGCUUGCCUCUACACUUUACUAAUAGUGCUUGCUGCAUAAAAUGAUAGCAAUAUUUGGAUUUGAGAUAAAGAGGAAUGCAAUAAAUUUAGAUGUUUUUGUUUUGUUGCA
Molecule: messenger RNA, 1716 nt
Organism: Gossypium raimondii (Peruvian cotton)
Lineage: Eukaryota; Viridiplantae; Streptophyta; Magnoliopsida; Malvales; Malvaceae
Exons: 2
Coding region: 271-1431 (386 amino acids)
Source: RefSeq, a predicted model, not a curated record